Molecule: messenger RNA, 1846 nt
Organism: Bacillus rossius redtenbacheri
Lineage: Eukaryota; Metazoa; Arthropoda; Insecta; Phasmatodea; Bacillidae
Gene: WDR79
Product: telomerase Cajal body protein 1
Exons: 8
Coding region: 128-1513 (461 amino acids)
Biological process (GO): Cajal body organization
Cellular component (GO): Cajal body
Molecular function (GO): protein binding; RNA binding
Source: RefSeq, a predicted model, not a curated record
AUCUCUGGUUGUGAUUGAGUUCUCUGUGUUAUUGUUUAUAUUUUUUUGAUAAAUGUUUAUUUUAUUUUUUGUAAAAAAUUAAAAGCGGCCUGAUAUUAUUAUAAUUAUAUUUGUGAAUUUAUUACUUAUGGAAUCUGUGAAAAAUGAUGACGAUGGCUUGCUGCCAGUAGGAGUAAAUACUGGAGAACAUUCUGACAAGGUGCAAUGUGAACAAUGUGUAGUUAAUUCUUAUGAUAACCCAAUAGAGGCUUCAAAAAAUAUGUGUAAAAAAAGCGCCGAAGAAAGUGAAGUGAAACCAGUUUCUGUAUCAGAUCAGAAAAACACACGUUAUUUGUUUGAAAACUUAAUUGAAAUCACAGGUGCACGGAAAGAUUUCUAUGAUCAAGAUAGGUUAUCUUACUUUAGUAAAGGUUGUAAAUGGGCACCCGAUGGGACCUGUAUACUGAGCAACAGUGAUGAUAAUGUGCUGCGUAUAUUUGAUCUGCCCCAAGAGCUCCACUGUCAGGAGUCAUGGGGUUCCAACCAAACACUGCCGGAGAUCAGGUCCGUCCUCAGGAUACAGGAGGGCCGACUGGUUUACGACUACUGCUGGUACCCUCUCAUGUCGUCUUGGAACCCUCUCUCCUGUUGCCUGGUGAGCAGCAGUCAGUUCAGUCCGAUCCAUCUUUGGGAUGCGUUCACGGGAGAGCUGAGGUGUACCUACAGCGUGUUCAACCACCUGGACGAGCUGGACCCGGCGUUCAGCGUGGCCUUCGACGCGUCGGGCGAGAGGCUGUAUGCCGGCUGCAACAGCAAGGUGUGCGUGUUCAGAACAGGCAUGCCGGGCCGAGUGUGCCAAGCCAGGUUGCUGAAAGAUACUUCCCUUCAUGUAGAGAAGCAGUAUGGACUUGUGGGUUGCAUCGCAGUUAAUCCAGUGAUGUCAUCCAUUUAUGCUGUUGGCAGCUAUGCUAAGUCCAUAGGUCUGUACUGUGAGCCAGAUGGUACCAUGCUGUGCCUACUGCAGGGACACACUGGUGGCAUUACACAUCUGGAGUUUUCUCCAGACGGCACCAGGCUCUACAGUGGCGGACGAAAAGAUCCCGAGAUACUGUGCUGGGACAUGCGGUACCCAGGCACAGUGCUCUUCUCUGCUCACAGAGCUGUUCACACCAAUCAGAGGGUGUACUUCAACCAGACUAGCAAUGGAAAAUUUCUACUGUCAGGCACGACUGAAGGAAGUGUGAUUGUGUGGGAUACGACUGGAACACCAGAGGCGACAUCGGGUGAUCCAGUUCUCCGGCCGUGUAAAGUGUUCCCGGUGCAUAAAGAUGCAGUUUGUGGAGUUAGUCUUCACCAGCAGUACCCAAUUCUGGCAACAUCUUCAGGACAGCGUCACUUCCCGAAGCCAACGCAAGAGUCUGACGAUGACUUGUCAGAUAAGAUCCCAAAACCUCUCUUCGACAGGACGUUUGAAUCUCAAGAAAACUGUUUGAAGUUGUGGUGGGCUGGCAAAGAGAGCGUCUCUCUGUCAUGACUGUCACAUGAGAAGCAGCACUGCAACACAAUGUGUGUUUUCAGGAAUUUUAACAGCCACAGCAUUGCAGUUGAAUGAAGAAUUCUGAUCAUAGACAUUGCAGAAUUUUGUCUUGUAAUCAAUAAAAAGAGGUUUUCUGUGGUAACAAACUUCCGUAGUUCUUCAAUAGUUCAUUUAUAAUCUUGUUUGAACCACUCACCCCUUGGCAAGAAGAAUCCUUAUUUUUUCGAGUAAUUUACACGUUUGUUUUAAUCUACAUAUAUAAAUUUAUUUUGUAUUAUUUAGUGUCUUGCAACCUUUGUAAAUAAAAAUAAAAUUUAUUUUAUUUAAGAA